AUGGUCACUAAGGGCGAUACGGUUGGAUUGGUCGAAAAGCUCUUGAAUAGGGCGGAGUAUUUGAUAGAUAAUUCUAUUAGCAAGGAAUAUAAAAGGCGCUUGUUGAAAGCAUGGAAAGUAUUUGAUAGUUUUGCACAUUGGGUUGGUUUGGCCCCAUACCUAGCUUCAAGGGAACUUUUGGUGGCUUUCCUUGCUUGGAUGGAGCUUUUGGAUAGGUCAACAGAGAUACAAGCUUGCUUGGCCGUGGUAGCCAGAGAGCACAAAGUGAAGGGUUUCAAGGACCCUACAAAGGGUAGUUCAGUCUGUUUGGUUGUGGAAGGAAUUAAAAGAUCAGUUGCCCAAGAAAAGGUCAAA
Messenger RNA from Dentiscutata erythropus, 354 nucleotides. The record is from the annotation of a GenBank genome assembly. NCBI's taxonomy places the organism in Eukaryota, Fungi, Glomeromycota, Glomeromycetes, Diversisporales, Gigasporaceae.